AAAUUCAAACAGGUAGCAAUCCAGACUAAGUCAAUACGUUCGCCAGUCUAAUGCUAAUUAUUGCCCCAGCGUUAUUUAUCUACAUCGAGAAUAUACCCCUCUGUGCACUGCAACAGUUUCGUCCCUGUAAGAGCCAGAAGCGGAGAGGAGAAAGGUGCCGAGAGUUGCUAGGCUUCAUGCUAUGCGAAGGCUUGGGAUGGUUUUCUUGGGCUGCAGAAAAUCUUUAAGAUUUCAAUACUACCAUAUUUGAUGGAUAUGAAAGUGCUCUGGUGUCGCAGAAAUCGACUUUUCCACUAAUUAAUUUUAUGGUGUUAUCAGUUCGUGUUAUAAGUCUUGUCCAUGUAGCCAACUGAAGUAAGCUUUGCUAACUAAGCCUGACUCUGUUUUUCUAACAGGUUGGUAACAUCUGGACGUUGGUGUUCGAGUGAGGAUAGAGAAGGGAUGGGGUUAGCAGAGGUGCUGCUCUUACUAUUUCUGACGUUGGGACCAAUGGGUUCAACAGGAGAAGAAAACACAUCCACAAACAUAACUUUUCCCCUCCCUCCCAACUGCCCAAAAAGCUGUGGUAACAUCAGCUUCGAGUACCCUUUCGGUAUAGGCAGCGGCUGCUUUCGUCCAGGUUUUAAUCUUACCUGCAUAAACCAAACCACUGAUCCUCCUGCUCGUAGCCUCUUCUUGGGCGAUGGCACCGUUGAGGUCAUUGAUUUUGAUAUGGACAAUGGAAUCGUGUACGUGAAAACUCCAAUUGUCACCAUGGAUGUCGACGAGGACUAUUUCAAUUACACAUUGAUUGAUCUGAGGAAUUUCCCCUUCUCUUUUAACUUGUUGGCAAACCUUACAUCCAGUUUCGGUGAUUCAUUGACAUCUAACGAGAUUUAUGUCGCUGGUUGCAGCGCUAAUGCAUAUCUAGUUGAUCUUGCAACCAAUACCACCAUCGAUUCUUGCUCAACUACCUGUUAUCCCAAUAGUUCGACUCCACAUGCAUACUGUACAAUUUCCAUGUAUUAUUGGAAUGCUGCGAAUUUUACUUCCCUGGGGAUUCGGUUAACUCGACUCAACCAGAACGAGCAUCAUUUGUUUAAUGCCUCUCCUAUUAAGGCCUUCAUGUAUCAUCCGAGUAAUUUCACUGAGGAUAUCGAAAGAAUAUUGAAUGGGACAGGAACACAAGUGAUAGUGGCCACCCUUGCGUAUUAUAUUACCGACCAAACAACAUGUAAAGAGGCUAAGAAGGAUAUGAUGACUUACGCUUGCCGCAGCUAUAAUAGUGAUUGCUUCGAUAUCUUUUCUAGUGUAGCUCACAUGAAUUACACUAUUGGAUAUAUUUGUCGGUGCUCAUUAAGUUAUCACGGUUAUCCCUACAUACCCAACGGCUGCCAAGAUAAAACUUUCACACCAUCUCUACCAAAUAACUGUUCAACAAAAUGCGGGGAUGUUGACAUCUUCUUUCCGUUUGGGGUAGAAGAGGGCUGCUACAGAGACCAGUCAUUUUUUCUAACAUGCAUAAGGGCAACUGAGCCUCCCACUCUCUCCUUCCAAGACUACUACAUAGUGGUGAAUAUGUCGUUGGUGGAAGGGACUUUGGCAGUCAAGAAAAAAAAAUAUGAUUACUUCUUUUCCUUCGCAUACAAUAAUCAACCUUUCAUUGGUCUUGAAGAGCUAUUCAUCUUGAAUUGGAUAAUCACAGACCAAUCCUGCAAGGAUGCUAAGCUAAACACGACCACAUUCGCAUGUGUCGACCAACACAGCUCAUGUAAUGACGAGAAAAUUAGUAGCAAUGGCCAGGAAAUUUCAGGAUAUCGUUGUCAAUGUAACGAUGGUUACGAAGGAAAUCCAUAUCUCCUAAAUGGAUGUAGAGAUAUUGAUGAGUGUCGCAAUCCCCAAAAAUAUGUUUGCUAUGGAACUUGUACUAACACGAUGGGCAGCUAUACUUGCACAUGCCCACCUGGGUCGUCCGGUGAUCCUAGACAAAGAGCCUGCAUCCCUGACAAAAAGCCGACUCUUGUGUUAGGUGUCAUCAUCGGCGCAAGUAAUGGCGCGGGCUUAUUGCUCUUGAGUACGAGUUUGAUCAUCCUAAGGACAAAAUGGAAGAAAAGAAAACAAAAGAGAAUAAGAGAAAAACACUUCCGUCAGAAUCAUGGUUUACUGCUACAACAACUCAUCUCUUCCCGUGAAGAUGUUGCUGAGAGAACAAAGAUAUUUCCUCUUGAAGAGAUAGAAAAGGCAACCAAUAAUUUUGAUGAAACUCGAGUGCUCGGUCGUGGAGGACACGGAACAGUUUACAAAGGGAUUCUGUCGGAUCAACGCGUAGUCGCCAUAAAGAAGUCGAAGAUUGUGAAGAAGAGCGAGAUAGAUCAAUUCAUCAAUGAGGUUGCAAUUCUUUCUCAAAUUAAUCAUAGAAACGUGGUAAAGCUUUUUGGUUGCUGCUUGGAGACUGAAGUGCCCUUAUUGAUCUAUGAAUUUAUCUCAAAUGGUGCUCUUUCGGACCAUCUCCAUACUUUAGAUGGUAGUUGUGUAUUGUCAUGGGAAACUCGUUUGAGGAUCGCUGCAGAGACUGCAGGAGCACUUGCUUAUUUGCAUUCGGCUGCUUCGAUAUCUAUUUUACACAGAGAUGUUAAAUCAUUGAAUAUUCUCUUGGAUGAUCACUUCACAGCAAAAGUAUCAGAUUUUGGGGCUUCAAGAUUUAUUCCACUUGAUCAAACUCAUAUAGUUACUGCUGUUCAAGGUACCUUUGGAUACUUGGAUCCAGAGUAUUAUCAAACAAGUCAACUGACAGAGAAGAGCGAUGUUUAUAGCUUUGGGGUCAUUCUUCUGGAGCUUUUAACAGGAAAGAAACCUAUUUUCUCCAUCGAGCAUGAGAACAAACAAAACCUGUCAACGUAUUUUCUUCAAGCACUGAAUGAGAAACGUUAUUUUGAUCUCGUGGAGGAUCGUGUUAUGAAAGAAGAGACUAAACAAGACCUUAUGAAAGUUAUUCAACUAGUAGCAACGUGCUUGAAGUUUAAAGGAAGCGAAAGGCCUACGAUGAAAGAAGUGGAGUAUAAACUACAAAGCUUAAGAAGGAUCAAGAAGAAUGGAGACAAUCAUAUUGCAGAAGGUAAUGAAGAAACUACAUGCUUGCUAAGCGAUUCAUCAUAUACUUUGUCUAAUUCAGUUGACCUAGCAACCGAAGGGACAUCUAGGAAUUAUAGCUUAGAAAAAGAAAUAUUGUGGUCAGAUUAUAACCCACGGUGAGUGUGUUUUAUAUUAGUAUUUAUAUUUAUUUGUAUUGGCAAUAUAACAAAAUGCAUCUUAUGCACGGGUCAUUAUGUCGUGUAGUCAUCAUGUGGGAAUGUUAUGUCGUAAAUUUUCAUUCCAAAUAACUUCUGGGAUUGUUAGGGACGGGUAUUGCCAUUGGCAUGUUUGUAUUUUAUAAAUGCUCAUAUAUGUUCUCAGGUAUAUAUAUAUGUUCAUAAUAUAUAUAGCUUGUUUACUUAUUUGAA
Molecule: messenger RNA, 3479 nt
Organism: Musa acuminata AAA Group (dessert banana)
Lineage: Eukaryota; Viridiplantae; Streptophyta; Magnoliopsida; Zingiberales; Musaceae
Product: wall-associated receptor kinase 5-like
Exons: 5
Coding region: 442-3231 (929 amino acids)
Biological process (GO): protein phosphorylation; cell surface receptor signaling pathway
Cellular component (GO): plasma membrane
Molecular function (GO): calcium ion binding; ATP binding; polysaccharide binding
Source: RefSeq, a predicted model, not a curated record